Molecule: messenger RNA, 3148 nt
Organism: Mangifera indica (mango)
Lineage: Eukaryota; Viridiplantae; Streptophyta; Magnoliopsida; Sapindales; Anacardiaceae
Product: tRNAse Z TRZ4, mitochondrial-like
Exons: 12
Coding region: 711-3083 (790 amino acids)
Biological process (GO): mitochondrial tRNA 3'-end processing
Cellular component (GO): mitochondrion
Molecular function (GO): 3'-tRNA processing endoribonuclease activity
Source: RefSeq, a predicted model, not a curated record
GAGCUGGCAAAUGUAAAUUAUAACCCAUGCCUUCGAUCAGAAAAGUUAAAAAAAAAAAAAAAAAAAACUCUCCAAAACCCAAUAGUUAAUAACUAUGUUAUUUACUUCUCUCUUUGUAAUUCAUUUUCCUUAAAACACAGGUGAAUGGAUUUAGAGGAUGCAGCUUAUUAAUAGGACAUAUAAUCAGGUAGUGUAAAGGUGUUUAAUGUUUCUCAGGCUUUGAAUCCAUUUUGGCAGGCAAAGAAUAAAAAAUGAGAAAGAGGGAACCAAUAGUGAGAAGAAUCGCGAAACAGAUAGUUGGAAGGAGGCAACAACUAGUGGGAAGAAGGACAAAACGAAGGAGGAGAAGAGAUGAGUUUCAUCGGAGAGAAGAGGAGGUUCAGAUGCUCGAAAAAGGUUUCACUGUAUUUGUUGGAUGCUUUGAAGAUAUAUAACGGCAGAGAAAGCCUAGAAAAAGAAUAUGGGACAAGUCUUCGCAGGCCCAUACAAUAUGUCAACAGGCAGGUCAUAUCAGAGUGAAUGAUUAUCUGCAUGCCCCGUCAAUUAAGGCGAGUCAAUGCAGGAAGCAUAUCAUAUCAAGACUCAAGAUAGGACUAUGUCGUAAAAGGCGGGAAAACACUACAUACACAUAUAUUACAGUGGAAUGGCAUGUAAUCAGUGAGCCAAUGCAAUAGCUAUUGAAGAGCUAACACACCAUAGGAGUUGCUACAAUGCAAGAGAGUAAAACUCAGUCCUCUUUUGGAUUUGACGAAAGAAGGAAUGGGGGAACUGACUGUAAUGACAAGCCCAAUAUGAAACCCCAGCCCAAAGCUCCCAAGCUUAACACAACUAACACUAUUUCAUAUGUCCAGAUUUUGGGGAAUGGAAUGGAUACUCAGGAGACUUCGCCUUCGGUCCUGCUCUUCUUUCACAAGCAAGAAAGUUAUAUUUUUAAUGCUGGAGAGGGAUUGCAACGACUCUGUACAGAGCAUAACAUUAAAUUGUCCAAGAUAGAUUACAUAUUUCUUUCUCGUGUCUGCUCAGAGACGGCAGCUGGACUUCCAGGUCUUCUUUUCACUUUGGCGGAUAUCGAAAGACCACUCUCUGUCAAUGUAUGGGGUCCUUCCAAUCUCAAGUAUUUAAUCGAUGCAAUGAAGUCUUUUGUUCCACCUACCAUUGUUGACAUGCACAUCUUUGGUUCAUCUCCAUCCUCUGAUGGUGCUGCUCUAGCAGACUUAAUCGACCCCGUUGUUCUUGUCGAUAAUAAGGUGGUGAAAAUAUCAGCCAUUCUCCUAAAACCAAACUUCUCUAAAGGAUCAGCGGUAAAGCCUGGAGAAAUGUCUGUGAUAUAUGUUUGUGAAUUGGCUGAAAUCUUAGGCGAAUUUGACUCUGAAAAUGGUGGUGCCAUUGUACUCCUGGUCGACUGCCCAACAGGAGCCCACUUAUUGGAGUUGUUAUCAAUGGAAUCUCUCAGUAGUUACUAUGCAGAAUGUUCCAAGACUGUGAACUGUAUCAUUCAUUUAAGUCCUAAUUCUGUGACAGGCACCCCAGAUUACCAGAAGUGGAUGAAGAGAUUUGGUUCAGCCCAACAUAUUAUGGCUGGCCAUGAAAUGAAGAAUACAAAGGUUUCAAUUCUGAAAUCCAGUGCAAAACUAUCAACAGCACUUAAUUACCUCUGCCCACAGUUGUUUCCAUCUCCAGGUCUUUUGUCUCUUCAACCUCUUAAUAAUUCCUCACCAGACAAAACUGCUACCGAGGGUCCUGUUUCAAGGGUUCCUAAUAGUGUUUCUGCUGAAAAUCUCCUCAAGUUCACUCUGCUUCCUCAUGCUCAUCUUGGACUUGAUAGAACCAGUAGUCCAAGUCUAGUUGCACCCUCAGAAAUAAUGGAUGAAUUACUAUCAGAAAUUCCACAGAUAGCAGAUGCUGCAAAACAUGUCAGCCAGAUCUGGCAAGAGCCUCCAGAAACAAAAGAGGCGGUAUCUUAUGUGCAUGAAAAUGAAGUAAUGAUCAAAGAACCAUGGUUGGAUGAGAAUAUACUUCCUAGUUGUUUAGAGAACGUAAAGAAAGAUGACUUGGAGAUUGUUCUUCUGGGGACUGGUUCAUGUCGCCCUUCUAAAUACCGCAACUUUAGCUCUAUCUAUAUUAAUCUCUUUUCCAAAGGAAGCUUGCUGUUAGAUUGUGGAGACGGAACCCUGGGACAACUGAAAAGAAGAUACGGUGUAAAGGGCGCUGACAGUGCUUUGAGGAAUCUAAGGUGUAUUUGGAUUUCUCAUAUUCAUGCUGACCACCAUACUGGUUUGGCAAGAAUACUUUCACUGCGACAUGACUUACUGAAGGGCGAGUCUCAUGAACCAUUGCUCGUUGUAGGCCCAUCACAACUUAAGGCUUUCCUGGAUGCAUAUCAAUCAUUUGAAGAUUUAGAUAUGCAAUUCAUUAACUGUAGAUACACUACAGAAUCUUCCUGGGUUGAUUUUGAACAAUUGAAUAAGGAUCCUUUGGCACAGGGAAGCACUAAUACUAACAAUGAUUUGAACCACAAAAAUGAGCUCCAUACUGAGUCAUCUCUCUCCGAUGAAUCAACUGCUUUUCCAUUGUUAAAGAGCCUAAAGGAAGUGCUCAGCAAGGCAGGGUUGGAGACCUUGGUUAGUGUUCCUGUUGUGCACUGUCAAGAGGCAUUUGGUAUUGUUUUGAAGGCAGCAGAAAGAAUCAAUAAAGUGGGAAAAAUGAUACCCGGGUGGAAGAUUGUGUAUUCCGGUGAUACUAGGCCCUGCAACACACUAACAGAAGCAUCCCGUGGAGCGACAAUUCUUAUACACGAGGCAACCUUUGAGGUUGGCAUGGUGAUGGAUGCUGUAGCUAAAAGACAUAGCACAACAGAUGAAGCCAUUGAAGUCGGGUCUGGUGCUUAUCGGACUGUUCUUACACAUUUAAGCCAAAGAUAUCCAAAGAUUCCUGUGGUUGAUGAUGUAGGUAUGCAUAAAACAUGCAUAUCUUUUGAUUUGAUGAGUAUCAACCUAGCAGAUUUGCCAGUCCUCCCUAAACUUCUUCCAUACUUUAAAUUGCUUUCUAAAGAUGAGUUCGACCAUGUUCCGCAAUGUCAUUGACAUGUAUGCAUGAGUUGCAUAUUUAAUUAAUUUAACAAUGAUCUAUAAAUCCACAUUAUAGAUAA